This is a messenger RNA of Camelina sativa (false flax), 1392 nucleotides long. RefSeq lists its product as uncharacterized. Gene Ontology annotation, biological process: base-excision repair. The record is from RefSeq and is a predicted model, not a curated record. NCBI's taxonomy places the organism in Eukaryota, Viridiplantae, Streptophyta, Magnoliopsida, Brassicales, Brassicaceae. Gene Ontology annotation, molecular function: DNA-3-methyladenine glycosylase activity.
CUUUCAUUUUUUAAUUUGUUACCGUUUCUUCUCUGUUUCGUUUUAAAACCUCUCCAAAUAAUAAGCUCUCUCAUUCAUACUCUGUUCCAUCUCUCUCUCUCUCUCUGAGUCUGAUCUUCAUCUCACUUUCCGAUUUUACCCUCACAUUACCUUCAAAUUCUCCAUCUCCCUACCCCUUCUUACGAGAUGUCUGUAGUCUCAAAGCUUCGUUCUCCGGUUAAACCAAUGGCUGUUGAGUCUCGAGCUAUCCUCUGUUCAACUGGGAACAGAUUCAAGGUUACGAACACAGAGAUUACAAAGAAGCCACCACAACAGACGCAAUCUCCGGCGACGAAGAAGAAGAAGCCGGACUCGAGUUUCUCAGUUUCGACUGAUGAUUCAUCUUCUUCCACUUCAUCCUCGGAACGUUCAACGGUGAAGACGACGAACUCUGGGAAAAUCAUAACUCCGUCUAAACGGAACGGAGUAGUAACUACGAAGCUCAAUGAUGUCGUCGCCGUCGCCGUCGUUGAGGACAUUUCUCCUAAAAUUCCGGGACCGGUCAAGAGAUGCCACUGGAUCACACCUAAUUCAGACCCGAUCUACGUGUUGUUCCAUGACGAGGAAUGGGGUGUUCCAGUUCGUGACGACAAUAAACUCUUCGAGCUACUUGUGUUCUCACAAGCAUUGGCUGAGUUUAGCUGGCCUUCAAUCCUUCACAAAAGAGAGGACUUUAGGAAGCUUUUUGAAGAAUUUGAUCCUUCAGCUAUAUCACAAUUCACAGAGAAGAGGUUGACGUCUCUUAGAGUAAACGGGUGUCUAAUUCUAUCCGAGCAGAAGCUGCGAGCAAUUGUAGAGAACGCGAAAUCAGUUCUUAAGGUCAAGCAAGAAUAUGGAUCAUUCAGCAAUUAUUGUUGGAGAUUUGUGAACCACAAGCCAUUAAGAAAUGGCUAUCGUUAUGGUCGUCAAGUGCCGGUUAAGUCGCCAAAGGCAGAGUACAUAAGCAAAGAUAUGAUGCAGAGAGGGUUUCGCUGCGUUGGUCCUACUGUUAUCUAUUCCUUCUUGCAGGCCUCUGGCAUUCUGAAUGAUCAUCUCACUGCUUGUUUCAGAUACCAAGAAUGUAAUGUUACUGAGAAUGAACUGAAAGAAAAGCCUUGAGAUGGCCACCAAACUGGAUUUCCAUUCUCCACGACUUGUUUGAUCAGCAACAGGGGAUUGGAUAAUUAAGAAGAUGAGUGACCAGAGUUUGUAGCAUUUGAUUAUGAAAUGUAGCAUUUGUAGCUAGCUCUGUUUAUUGAUUUGUGUUUUUCUUCUAGCUAGCUUUGUCUAACUAGUUUAUUUGAUGAUACUUAUGUGUUAGUGUUUGACAAACAGAUUGAUUGCAGAGAAUAAAGAAUUUAACAUUUUGUAAAA